Molecule: messenger RNA, 5415 nt
Organism: Vigna unguiculata (cowpea)
Lineage: Eukaryota; Viridiplantae; Streptophyta; Magnoliopsida; Fabales; Fabaceae
Product: seed linoleate 9S-lipoxygenase-like
Biological process (GO): lipid oxidation
Molecular function (GO): protein binding; oxidoreductase activity, acting on single donors with incorporation of molecular oxygen, incorporation of two atoms of oxygen; metal ion binding
Source: RefSeq, a predicted model, not a curated record
AUGUAUUCAGGGGUGAAAGGGAUUUUGAACAGAAGCAGGAAGUUGAAGGGAAGUGUGGUGUUGAUGCGUAAGAAUGUGCUGGAUAUCAACGCCAUUAAGUCAGCUAAAAGCGCCGCCGGUAUCUUCCGCGGCGCCGCCGGUGUCGUCGGUGGUCUGGUGGGAACCUCAGUCGACACUCUCACUUCCUGUGUCGGACGAUCUGUGGCUCUCUGGUUGAUCAGCGCCACCGCUGCUGAUGAAAAUGGACAUGGAAAAGUGGGAAAGAAGACAUACCUGGAAGGAAUUAUUACCUCGAUACCAACUUUGGGAGCUGGCCAAUGUGCAUUUGAUAUUCAUUUUGAAUGGGGCACUGACAUGGGAAUUCCUGGAGCCUUUCUAAUACAAAAUCAUAUGCAAGUUGAGUUCUUCCUAGUCAGUUUGACUCUUGAAGAUAUUCCUAAUCAUGGAACAAUGCACUUUUCUUGUAACUCAUGGGUUUACAACCAUAGAAGCUACGAAAAGGAUCGAAUUUUCUUUGCCAACGAGACAUAUAUUCCAAGUGAAACACCAGGACCACUAGUGAGUUACAGAGAAGCAGAAUUGAAGACUCUAAGAGGAAAUGGAGUAGGAAAACGUAAGGAAUGGGACAGAAUUUAUGAUUACGAUGUUUACAAUGAUUUGGGCCAACCCGACAGCAGUGAAAACCUUGCUCGCCCAGUUCUUGGAGGAUCUGUCACUUAUCCCUACCCUCGAAGAGGAAGAACCGGUAGAAAACCUACCAAAAAAGAUCCCAACAGUGAGAAACGGAGCGAUAGUUUUUACGUUCCAAGAGAUGAAAGUUUCGGUCAUUUGAAGUCAUCUGACUUCCUUACUUACGGGGUAAAAGCUGUAUCUCGGAACUUCUUGCCUCAGCUCCGAUCUUCAUUUGAUCUGAAUUUCGCACCAAAAGAGUUUGAUAGCUUCGAAGAAGUACGUGAACUAUGUGAAGGUGGAAUUAAGCUACCUACAGAUCUACUCUGCAAAUUUAGCCCUUUACCUGUCAUCAAAGAAAUCUUUCGCACAGAUGGUGAAAGUGUCCUCAAGUUUUCAGUGCCUCAUAUAAUCAGAGUUAGUAAAUCUGCAUGGAUGACCGAUGAAGAAUUUGCAAGAGAGAUGAUUGCAGGUGUAAAUCCUUGCGUGAUUCGCCUUCUAAAAGAGUUUCCACCUCAAAGCAAGUUGGAUCCCUCCGUCUACGGUGAUCAAACCAGUAAAAUAACUAAGCAACACUUGGAGAUGAACCUUGAAGGGUUCACAGUAGAUAAGGCAAUUGAAGGCAAGAGACUAUUCAUAUUAGACCACCAUGAUGUGUUUAUGCCGUUUUUGAGAAGGCUAAACGAGUUGAAAACAACUAAGGCUUAUGCAACGAGGACAAUCCUUUUCUUGAAAGAUGAUGGGACCUUAAAGCCAUUGGUGAUCGAAUUAAGUUUGCCACAUUCAGAUGAACAACAACAUGGUGCCAAUAGUAAAGUGAUCUUGCCCGCAAACCUUGGAGUUGAAAGUACAAUUUGGCUAUUAGCCAAGGCUCAUGUUAUUGUCAAUGAUUCCUGCUAUCAUCAGCUCAUAAGCCACUGGUUGAAUACUCAUGCUGCGAUCGAACCCUUUGUCAUAUCAACAAACAGAAACCUCAGUGUUCUUCACCCUAUUUAUAAACUUCUCUUUCCUCACUAUCGUGACACAAUGAAUAUCAAUGCACUUGCUCGAGAAUCACUAAUCAAUGCUGAUGGUGUUAUAGAGCAAUCCUUUUUGGGUGGAAAAUAUGCAGUGGAGAUAUCUUCCGCAGCUUACAAAGAUUGGGUGUUUCCUGACCAAGCAUUACCUACUGAUCUUAUAAAGAGAGGCAUGGCUAUAAAGGAUUCAUCUUCUCCCAAUGGUCUUCGUCUUGUGAUAAAGGACUACCCGUAUGCUGUUGAUGGAUUAGAGAUAUGGAACGCUAUCGAGACAUGGGUCCAUGAAUAUGUCUGGUUGUACUAUGUUACAGAUGAUGCAGUUAAAAAGGAUAUUGAACUUCAAGCUUGGUGGAAGGAAGUUGUUGAGAAGGGUCAUGGUGACCUAAAAGAUAAGCCAUGGUGGCCUAAACUACACACUCGUGAAGAGCUUAUUCGAUCUUGUAGUACCAUCAUAUGGAUUGCUUCAGCUUUUCAUGCAGCAGUUAAUUUUGGACAAUAUCCUUAUGGUGGCUUUAUCCUGAAUCGUCCAACUCUAAGCAGAAGAUUGAUCCCAGAAAAAGGAACUCCAGAAUAUGAAGAGAUGGCAAAGAAUCCUCAGAAGGCUUAUUUGAGAACAAUUACACCAAAGUAUCAGGCUCUUGUUGACCUUACAGUGAUAGAGAUAUUAUCAAGACAUGCCUCUGAUGAGGUGUACCUUGGACAGAGGGACAAUCCAAAUUGGACCUCUGAUUCAAGGGCCAUAGAAGCCUUUAAAAAGUUUGGAAAGAGGCUAGUAGAGAUUGAGACAAAAAUCUCAGAAAGGAAUCAUGAUCCAAAUCUUAAAAAUCGAACUGGACCAGCUGAAUUGCCUUACACACUGCUUCUUCCUACUAGUGAAACGGGGUUGACUUUUAGAGGAAUUCCCAACAAAUUUGUUGUCGCUAUAGCAAUGAGUUCAAUAGUGGAAAGGAAGAAGUUGGUGAAGGGGAGGGUGGUGUUGAUACGGAAGAGUGUGCUUCAAACCAUAAGCACUGUCAAGGGUGUCGUUGCCACUGGCAUCAAGACAAUUAACGACGCAGUCGAACUUGAUUUCACUAAAUCAGUGUCUUUCAAGUUGAUUAGUCGUACCAAGUCAGAGAAUCCAAGCAAUCCUGCUGGAAAAGUUGGAAAGGAAACCCAUUUGGAGAAUAAUGUUUCUGUGUUACGAACCUUGGGAGAGAGAAAGGAGGAAUUUGAUGUUUAUUUUGAAUGGGAUGAUAAAGAUAUGGGAACUCCAGGAGCAUUUUACGUAAAAAAUGAAAUGAAUGAUGAGUUCUUCCUUGUUAGUAUGACUCUUGAAUAUCCAACUCAACAAAUAACUGAACUAGAGGACCAGAAUCAUAUUCACUUUGACUGUAACUCCUGGGUUCACAACCAUAAGUCUUACAAACGCAUAUUCUUCGCCAACAUUCCCUAUCUUCCCGGUAAGACACCAGUGCAAUUACAAACGUACAGAAAAGAAGAGUUGAAGAAUUUAAGGGGAGAUGGAUCUGGAAAGCGUGAGAAAUGGGAUAGGAUUUAUGAUUAUGAUUUCUAUAAUGAUCUGGGCUUUGUUGACGGCGAUGGAGCAGAAGAUCACCCAGUUCUUGGAGGCAACGAAAACUAUCCCUACCCUCGUAGGGUUAGGACUGGAAGAAAACCUAUCUACAAAAACAAAAAUGGUGACAAAUACGAGGAACAAGACGACGAGGAUUAUUAUGUGCCAAGAGAUGAAAAUUUCAGUCAGGGGAAGAGGACAGAAUUCACUCAAAUAGGAAUGAAAGGUUUAGGUGGAAGAGUCGUACCUUUGCUCACAUCUUUGUAUUUAAAGAGCACGUCAAAUGAAUUUAAUGGCUUCGAAGAAGUGUUGAAAAUGUAUGAAGGUGGAGUUAAUCUGCCUCUAUCUAUCACUGGAAACGCUACUCCUCCAAGUGCCCUUAACGUCCCAACUCCGGACGUAAUCAAAGAAAGCAAGUUUGCAUGGGUGACUGAUGAAGAAUUUGCAAGAGAGAUGAUUGCCGGUGUAAACCCUGUUGUAAUUCGGCUUCUUAAAGAGGAGGAUUUCUUUGUGCCUGCCAACCUAGUUUGCAACUGUACUCAACCCAGUACAGUAACAAAAAAAGACUUGGAGGCUAACAUGGAUGACGUCAAAGUAGAUGAGGCAAUCAAGAAUAGGAAAUUGUUCGUAUUGGAUUACUACGAAACAUUCAUGGCAUAUCUGACGAAGAUAAACGACCUUCCCUCAAUAAAGGCUUACGCCACCAGGACAUUCUUGAUCUUAAAAGAUGACGGCACACUGAAACCACUUGCUAUUGAAUUAAGCAAGCCAUAUAUAUGUCCAUGUGGUCUUCAGCUUGUCGAGACCACAGUGGUGCUGCCUGCAGAAAGAGGUGUCGAAAGUACAAUUUGGCUAUUUGCCAAAGCUCAUGUUGUUGUAAAUGACACCAACUACCAUCAGCUCAUAAGCCACUGGUUAAAUACUCAUGCAGUGAUUGAGCCAUUUGCAAUAGCAACACACAGGAAUCUCAGUGUACUUCACCCCAUUUACAAACUCCUGCAUCCUCACUUCCGUGACACCAUUAAUAUCAAUGCACUUGCUAGGAAAUCCCUAAUUAAUGCGGGUAGCAUUAUAGAGCAAACGUUUUUGCCAGGGCCCUAUUCAAUGGAGAUGUCUUCUGCUGUAUACAAGAAUUGGGUUUUCACUGACCAAGCUUUACCAAAGGAUCUCAUCAAAAGAGGUUUGGCGUUUGAGGAUGGGAAUGGUGACCUUAAGCUUGUGAUAGAGGACUAUCCUUACGCUGUUGAUGGAUUACAAAUAUGGAAUGCUACUAAGCUCUGGGUACAAGACUAUGUGGCUCUGUAUUAUUCAGACGAUAAUGCAGUUAAAGAAGAUACCGAAUUGCAAGAAUGGUGGAAGGAAGUUGUGGAGAAGGGUCACGGUGACUUAAAAGGACAAUGGCUUAAAAUGGAGAGUUCUAAAGUGCUGGUUGAUACUUGCACUACCAUUAUAUGGAUUGCUUCAGCUCUUCACGCCGCUGUUAAUUUUGGACAAUAUCCUUAUGGAGGUUAUAUCAUUAACCGUCCUACUCAAAGUCGAAGAUGGAUCCCAGAACCAGGAACUCAAGAGUAUGAAGAGAUGACCAAGAAUCCUCAAAAAGCUUUUUUGAAAACAAUUACUCCAAAAUACCAGACCAUUAUUGAUCUUUCAGUGAUGGAGCUACUAUCAACCCAUGCUUCAGACGAGGUAUAUCUUGGACGAAGGGACAGUCCAAAUUGGACUUCUCAUCAACGAGCACAAGAAUUGUUUGAAAGAUUUACAGAACACCUGGAAAAAAUCGAGGAAGAAAUCUCGGAUAGGAACAAGAAGAAAGAACUUAGAAAUCGAACUGGACCAAUCAAUUUGCGCUACACUGUGCUUCUUCCUACCAGUGGUCCAGGGAUUACUUAUAGAGGAAUCCCUAACAGUGUCUCUAUCUAAACGCUUCGUGGCUUCCUUUUCUGUGCUGCUUUUACCUUUCAAUAUUAGUCGCAUGUUACGUGCAUGCCUCAUUGUGUUUGUUUUUGUUUUUGUUUAAGCCACGUUGUCUUUCAUGCAGCUUUUGUACCCUGAUAAAUAAGCUCAUCAGCAAAUUUCCUUUUACAACUGGGAACCUUUGUUAUUUUGGCUUUCAGUUGUAUUAUUCAAGAGUUAUUAUCAUCAUCAAUAUUAUCGUUUUACAUUUUAUCUAACUCA